Molecule: messenger RNA, 3946 nt
Organism: Podospora pseudocomata
Lineage: Eukaryota; Fungi; Ascomycota; Sordariomycetes; Sordariales; Podosporaceae
Exons: 2
Coding region: 327-3932 (1201 amino acids)
Biological process (GO): RNA splicing
Cellular component (GO): precatalytic spliceosome; ASAP complex
Molecular function (GO): RNA binding
Source: RefSeq, a predicted model, not a curated record
ACGCAUCUUUCCCCAGAAGCACCAGAAACAGGACAAGGGCGCAAAAUUUAUGCCUGGUCCGGUGCAUUUCUCCAUCCUCGUCCAUCCAUUCAUUCUCCUCACCCUCGCUGCCGACCGAGAGAGAGAUUGUGUCUGGCCUUGUUUGUCUGCUAAUGUCCAACACGGGGGCCACCUCACCUACCUGCAUAAGCUGCACCUUGGAUCCCGAGAGAGCUGCCAGCCGGCGCAAGCUCUCCCUUGUGAGAGGCUGAGGUGACCAACGAAACGGCCCAAGAAAAUUCAACAGAUACUCCGUCAUUGUUCCUCGAUCGAGCUCACAGCGCGCCAUGGACCCAAGACAACCACCACCACCACCACAGCACCCCUUCUCGCGGAACGCUGCCGCCUCGCCCUUUACACGACCGUCAUUCCCGCCAGCAAACGCGAACCCAGCGACAUCGCAACCUCCGUAUCCACCCGCACCAUCAUCGCAUCCAUCGUCUCACGGCCCUCAACCACAUCCGCCGUCCCAUCCCGCGCCCCAUCCCUCCCAUCCUCCGCAGCCCACCGGCCCCCCCUACUCCGAAAUGCACGCGCGCAAACCCUCCGAUCCGCCUCCCUAUUACCCGGGCGCGAGACAGUAUGGUGGUCCCGAGCCUGGUCCCGGCCCGAUGCCGCCGUCGACACACUCGCGACAUCCGAGCACCUCCUCGAUAGCUUCAGGUCCAGCCAUGACUCGCGCGAUGCCGCCGCCACCAUCCUCGCCGCCACAACAGCAGGGACAGCAGCAGCAGCAAGGAGGACCAGGCGUACAUCAAAUGGGAGGCCCUUAUGGUCCACCAGCACCGCGCCCUCCCCCUGUCCAAGUUGGACCCCCAUCCGCUUUUCCUCGAGGACGUGAACUACCCGCGUUGGAAUCACUGACGAGGACCGGUCAGCCUGGAAGCAGCAUGUCCAUCUCUUCGAUGCUCGCCAACAGGGAGCCCUCACAGUACGCGCCUGGACCACCUCCAAAUGGUCCCGGCCCCGGCUCCGGCCCUGGUUCUGGUCCCGGUCCCGGUCCCGGUCCUGGUCCUGGUCCUGGUCCUGGCUACAAUCAACAACCUGUUCAUGCGUCUCCUCGAAUGCAUCAAGCUGCACCGCCAGAAUACGUGCCAUUUCGACGACCACAAACUCCAGAACAUCAUCGCAUGUACGAUGGCCGCGAUCCAAGAGCGCCGGCCGGAGCAUCUCCUCAGGCCUACAACUCGACGCCAGAGGUACAACGCUAUGGCACCCCACAGGCCUAUCCUCCAAGAGGCGGGCCACCGAUGUCGCUCAACGAGCAAGGAAGGGAUCCUAGGGAACCACCACGAAUGCCAAACACGAGCGUGCCUCCUCGGCCCAACAGCCAGCCGAAAUCGUUCCAGCCUGUUGGACAUCCCCGAAUGGAAGUAACCAGACCGCCUAAUGAAUUGUAUGGACACAGAGAAGAACAACUACGGCCAGCUCCGGCCGAGGAAUACAACCCCGAGCGUCCGAUCAGAGUGCUCAAGUAUGAAGAACAGCGGUUCAUGCCGGAUAGGGAGCGACAUGAAAGGGAAAGGCAGGAGAGGGAGCGUCAUGAGCGGGAUAUGGAGUUUCGGGAAAGAGAGCGGCGAGAGAGGGCCAUGUCCGGUGGCGAUCCAGGACGACCACCACAUGGCAUGCAUCCGCAAGAAUAUGCGCGGCAGAUGGAACAACGGGCUCAGCAGGGUUACGGUCGCCCUCCAGAACCGCGGGAACAGGGUAAUCACUGGCCAAGGCCUGGGUACGAGCCAGCGCGAGCUCCCUACGACCCUGCCAUGCAUCAUGGACCUCCGAGACACCAAGAGUACCCUCCUGCCUCCGGACCGCACUACAACAACGGCCCUCACCAAUAUGUGGAACGCCAUCCAAUGCCCCCUCACCAAAACGCCAUCCCCCCACCUGGACCUGUACAUCCCCAGUCUUACGACUCACCGGACCGCCAGCGCAUGAACCACAUGCACAUGGACCGCCAGCCACACCCGCAACAGCUCCCACCACGAAGUCGUGAGGACCAAGCCGUUCCACCUCCGUCUGUCGCGUACGGCGGGGUGGGUGGUCCACCUAUGUACGACUCUCCUCGUAACCGGAGCAUAGAGGAGCUCAAUACGCCACAUGGAAACCAGCGAAAUUUACUAGGGAUCCAGGAAAUCAACAGAAAGGGCCGCAUCUCACCAUUGCCGCAAGCGGUGCAAGGAGCCCAGCCCCAGCUGGCGGGUCCAGCCGGAGAACCAGGCAUCAAGAGCGAGUUUGGUCGCAUGUUUUCAGGUAUUGGUAGCGGUGUGGGUGCCAUCUCCAGCCCUGUUCCCACAGGUGCGCAGCUUCCCUUCAAUGCCAUGGGAUUGCUCCGCCGCGAGGAGCCAGACGGUCCCCUGCACGAACCGGUUGUGGAGAUGGCGAAGCCUGGACGUGGGAAGAGGAGGAAGUUGAAGGAGGAGGAUCUUCGAGACGAAGAGGGUAGCACAGGCAGGUCGACCCCAGUGGGUGGCCGUGCCAAGAAGGCAAAGACGCAUGCGCACCACCAUCAUCAUCAUCAUCACCACCAUCACCAUCAUGGUAUGGACCAGACAGGAUCCCCUGCCAGUGCCGCCAACGCCCCCUUCAAACACCUAAAGGGCUCUACUCCUGUCCCUUCCCCGACCUCUGCCCUCGGAAGAGAACUUCCGAACGCCCAUCACCACCACCAUCACGCAGCCCCUAGACCGGCCCAAGCCAAAGCUGUCCCGCCACCCCGGAGCCCGUCUCCUGUCGUUCUUCCUAAGCCGAAACAAAUCAUCUCGUCAAAAGCCGUGCUGGAGGCGGUGGCGGAUUACCCGCGCACACACCUCGGAGAUGUUGUCUACAAGCCACGUCUCCAACCGGCUCGGGCCCAGGACCCCCAGACAGGGAGACCACCACGAACCCCGUUCAAGUCCACCAUGGAGCCACUGCCUUUUGACAUGAUACGAGACAAGUUCAAUUGUACGCUCACGGUCAAGAUCGGAAAAGAGCAUCUGAGCAGCGACGUUCGCGAGGAAAUUACGCGGACGAGAGCGUUGUGGGGGACAGAGGUAUACACGGACGAUUCAGAUGUGAUUGCCGCCUGCAUUCAUGGCGGGUGGAUUAGGGGCGAGUGGCAUAGGGAUGUCAACAUCAGCCUUCUCAACCUCGACCAAGGCUACAGCAUAUCUGACGUGCGGGAGGAAACCAGGCGACAGGCUGCUACCGACGGGCGUUCAUCCACACCCACUCCGUCCAACCUCAUUGUUCUCGACGCUCCGCCCAAGACAGGUCCCAUGGCAGUGCCUGAAAACCGCGACCUACACGUCAGGCUUGUGAUUCUGCCCCGACUGGAGAAGUACGCUUCCACAACGCGAUUCGGCAUCAAGAGUCGAGAAUUUGGCGGCUCACUCGCAUCCGCCGACGACGGCAGGCCACGGAUCAAUGCCACACACGACGGAAUCAGCUACAUGAUCACCGAAAUCAGGUGGCUCACCAACGGGGGUGAGUCGCAGAACAGGCUCAGGGGCAAAGCACGACGCGAAAGGAUACGAAAGGCGCUGCGAGAGAUCGAGCUGACCCCUGCAUGGGCCAAGGCGACGAGUAACGGCAGUGCGGCAGGGUCGGAGCGGCAAGGACCCGUCAGCAAGGCGCCCAGCGAAGUGGACAAGGAGAACCAACCGCAACGCAACGCGGAGGAAAUGGAAGUGGAUGAUUCGAAAACGCAGCAAGGAGCAAAGGAAGUUGUGAAUGGGCAGCAGGGCGGAGACACCGGCAGCAAGAGUGCGAGCGAGGGUACGACGACAGGACUGGCAGAAAAUGGGGUUUCUGUGACAGAAAAGGCACCGGCGGCUGUGGAGGCGACAGAAUCUGGGACAGAUGUGUCUGUAGUCCCGGUGGAAACAGCCGCCCCUGAGCCCACCGUGUAGAAAGAUAUCCAAGU